Molecule: messenger RNA, 1556 nt
Organism: Schistosoma curassoni
Lineage: Eukaryota; Metazoa; Platyhelminthes; Trematoda; Strigeidida; Schistosomatidae
Source: the annotation of a GenBank genome assembly
CGCGAAAACAGAACAGCUCAAUUCAUAGAAGAAGCAGAUAGUGGGAAGCAAAUAACUGAAAAUCUCUGACGGCAAAGUUUAAAAGUGCCUUGUUUGAACUAUUAAGUGUUUAGGUUCAGGCUUGAGGUCAAAUAAAGCGGUAUGAUUGUUAUAAAGCGGUAUCGUGUGGUGUCUGCAUGUAUUCAUUGCCUUCUCUAUGUAAGAAGAAUUUAUUUGUGCAUAUAUUUUUUAUUCAGUAACUUAUUGGUAAAUUCUUGCAACCUAUCAUCAAACGUACAAGCUUUCGUAAUUUCGAAAGAGGAAUCCUGGAUAAUGUGAUGUAAAGACAGUUUCAGUUUGGAAAGGAAAGGACAGGAUGCUUGAUGGCCUCUGUUAGUUCCGUCAAUGAUGGUCUCUCAGUUGCUCCAACUUUCUGAAAGAUUUGACAAAUGGAGCCUCAACCACAUGCUGAGAAUUUAAAUUGCAUAGCUGCAUAUGUCGGAACAGUCCGUAAGACAUCGGUUUCUCGCUCUUCCUAGUGAGCAAAGGCUGAAGUUAGAUAGAGUCACUUCUCCUCGUUGUCAACUAACCCCUGUCCCCAAUUUAUCUACAAGUGCAAUCUUGGAUAUUAACGAUACUUCAAUAACGGUUACAGGUGAUGAUUUCGAGGAUACAUGUAUUCUUGGUGAAGGAUUUUUUGGACAAGUUUUCAAAAUGCGUUUGAAAUCAACAAAAGAAUCAUUUGCGGUUAAAAAAAUACCAUUUUGCAAUUUGGAUCCACGUAAUCCAGAUAUGAUAGCAGAUUUGGAAAUAGGGAAAUUGCAUCCACAUCCAUUUUUAUUACGAUCUUAUUGUGCUUUCACUCAUGUAGAUUCUGUUUGGAUUUUAUUAGAACUUAUGGAUAUCUCGUUAGAUGUACUUCUAAAUAAAGUAAAGGCACUCAAUGAAUACAUUCCUGAAAAUGUUUUGAAGCAUAUAACAUUUUCAAUUGUUUCAGCAUUAUAUUAUUUACGAUUCGAUAUGAAUAUGAUUCAUCGUGAUAUAAAACCGGCUAACAUGUUAGCUAACAAAUGUGGAGAAAUAAAAUUAGGAGACUUUGGUACUGCCGUCACCCUUUCCAACUGUGAAAUUUUAACGGAUGUUGGAUCAUGGCGUUACCUUGCUCCAGAGCGUGUAAGCUGUGGUUCUAUAAAAAGUUAUGGAGUUAAAUCUGAUAUUUGGUCUUUAGGCCUAAGCAUUUAUGAAUUGGCUACUGGUACAAACCCAUAUGAACCGCCUAAAGAUCCUGUUGAUGCAUUCAAUCAGAUUGUAAAUCGUGAUCCUCCAAGUCUUUCAAGUGAUCUACCAUAUUCUAAUCAUUUACGAGAUUUUUUAAAUAUGUGCCUUAUUAAAGAAGUUAGUGAAAGAGCAGAUUACAAUGAUUUACUAGUGUCAGAUUUUAUUCGAUCCGUUGAUGUCAAUUCUCAUUUGAUUACAACAGCACAAUUCUUAGUGAAAUAUAUUUAAUGAAAAUUUUAAUUUGUAUUUGUCACCUAGUCAAACUUCAAGGACGAAUAUAUAUAUAUAUAUAUAUAUAU